AUGGUUACUGCACCUCUCAUUUCCAAUGAGCAAGUCCAGUCCUUUAUUGAUGUUAAUAGUGGUACUCCCUUAAAAAGACAGCUACCAACCUAUCUUGCCUUGCAUAAUAGCGAUACUGCAUCGAUCUCGAAACACGACGAUAAUGCAAAUCUUGAACGACGAUUAUUACGAAAGCUUGAUUGCACGCUGAUGCCCGUGUUGUCAUUGCUAUACCUAUUCUCCUUUUUGGAUAGAGGGAACAUCGGCAAUGCUCGGCUUGGUAGUUUGGAAAAGGACUUGAAUCUGCAAGGCGAUGACUUUUAUAAUGCUCUUUCCAUUUUCUAUAUUGGCUAUGUAUUAUUCCAGAUCCCAGCCAAUAUUGCGCUAAAGCUGCAAGUGGUCACCUUCCAUUGUAAUUGGAACUUGCACAAUUUUCUGGGGGCGACUUACAUGGAACGCCAUAGUAUCGCUGCUACGUUUAAUCUUUCAGGAUUGUUGGCUGCUCGUUUCUUCCUUGGAUGUUGGGAAGCUGGCGUAGCACCUUCGAUCCCAUUGCUUCUCAGUUUCUGGUACCAGCGUAAUGAGAUGGCAGGAAGAAUAUCAAUUUUCUUUGGCUCGUCGACCCUAGCAGGAGCAUUUGGAGGCAUCUUUGCUUGGGUCAUCAUUGGGCAUAUGGAUGGUAUACAAGGUUUGGCUUCUUGGCGAUGGCUUUUUCUUGUGGAAGGCUUGCCAACGGUUCUGCUUGGUAUCCUGUGCUUGAUGUUUUUGCCAAACUACCCUGAUACUGCAAACACACGAUGGUGGUUGACGCCCGAGGAAAAAGAGUUGGCCAUUCGUCGUGUUCCAGUUGCCAGUGAUGAUGCGACAUUUAGCAAAAAGCAAUUCGUGGCCGUGUUUAAGGAUUAUCAGAAUGCGUUUUAUACGUUAAUCUAUAUCAGCGUCUUGGUUUGCAUCUCAUCGUACUCUACAUUUUUACCAACCAUUAUCAGAGACAUGGGCGUACAAUCGCUUCAAGCACAGCUGCUCACCAUACCACCUUACAUUGUAGCAUGCUGCUGCCUUUUUGCUGUAGCAUGGUACUCGGAUCAUGUCCAGCAACGUGGUUUGCCUGCUCUCUUAUGUUUUAUGAUUACUAUCAUUGGGUACGUGUUCUUGCUUGUCGGUGAGCAUCUUGGGCUUCGAUAUUGUGGUGCUAUCUUUGUAGCCUCAGGCGUGUACUCUGCAGUCCCAGUGAUGCUAUCCUGGAUCAAUAACAACAAUCAUGGUCACACUAAACGAGGUGUAUCUUUGGGGUUAAUGAAUGGCGUAGCUCAGUGCUUUGGUAUUCUCGGAUCCCAUAUUUAUAGGAACGAGGAUGCACCCUUUUAUCGACCUGGCCAUGCGAUAUGCUUAGCUUUUACUGUCUUUGCCUUUAUCAUGAGCGCUAUACUCCGUUUCCUUUUGCAGCGGGAAAACCGGCGACGGGAUAAGCUGCAGCAAGAUCAUCAUGCAACGUAUGACGUUGAACUCUAUGACCGCCAUCCAGCAUUUCGAUACAUUCCUUGA
This is a messenger RNA of Lichtheimia ornata, 1524 nucleotides long. RefSeq lists its product as uncharacterized. The transcript is spliced from 13 exons. The coding region runs from base 1 to 1524 and encodes 507 amino acids. Gene Ontology annotation, biological process: transmembrane transport. Gene Ontology annotation, cellular component: membrane. Lineage: Eukaryota; Fungi; Mucoromycota; Mucoromycetes; Mucorales; Lichtheimiaceae. The record is from RefSeq and is a predicted model, not a curated record. Gene Ontology annotation, molecular function: transmembrane transporter activity.